Messenger RNA from Bursaphelenchus okinawaensis, 1746 nucleotides. The record is from the annotation of a GenBank genome assembly. Lineage: Eukaryota; Metazoa; Nematoda; Chromadorea; Rhabditida; Aphelenchoididae.
AUGACUGUGGAGCCGGUUGUGAUUGGAGCGACUGACAGCGAACUCGUUCACGUCCCACUGAUUGUAAGGUAGUAGCAUGUUGAUGUUGUGGUAGAUAACUAGAAAACAGUGUUUUUAUUUUUGCAUUCUAAAGUUGCUCUUUACUUUAGUUCAAGUAAUAGUAAACAGUAUGUCAUGGCAGUAGCAAGCUGAUAUUUUAGGUUGAUGGCCAUCCAAAUGGUCUUCCGAAGUUGUUGUUCAAUGGAUCCGUCGACUUGAUAGCGGCUCCAUUCCAGACCACAAAGAACAGAGCGGCUCUCUUUUCUUUCAGUGAACCUUUGUAUACGGUAUGUCAAUACAGCUGUUUUGUUGCAACAUUAAUCUAAUGGUAAUGUGAAUUGAGUAUCAUACAAGCAAAAGCAUUAUUUAAAAGUAGUUUCAGUUGAGCACGACAAUGUUAAUGCACGAUUCUGCCAACCUGAACAGUGACAUCUGGAGCUUCUUCCGAACGUACACCAACACGACCUGGAAUGUCAUACUGAUAGCGUUGUUCCUGCAGAUCAGUUUUUGUGUCUUGAUUCGGUUCUUCGAGGCCAAUGUCAUUUGUACUCAACGUAUCAGUGUUCUUGAGGUAAUUCUUCGACGUGAGCGUUGGAGUUAUUAACACUGUAUAUAUACGUCGUUAAAAAUGGAAAUUAAUUGAUUUUACAGAGUUCUUGGCAGAUGUUGCGAUUACAAUUGAUGCAACCAGAGAAGAUUUAUUUCAAAAGUUUGGCAGGUAAGUGAAGUCUACUAGAAGAGCUUAUAUCUUGCGUAAAUUUACUGUACUGUUCAUAUCGCAUCGUAAAAUACUAUUUUAAGUUUUUUUAUAUUUUUAUCUUAUAGUAGUUUGAAUCAUUUUAGGUCGUUUCUCGAUAAUGAUCUUCUCGCUAGUCCAAUGUGCCGUUCUGCUGGGAGUUUUCAGUUCUUGGAUCCUGGCAAGUAUCAUCCGCGACGCUGCUCCCCAUACUCCUUUCGAGAGUAUGGACAAGUUCAUAAAAGGAUUGGCAGCCAGGAAGUACUACAUGGUAUCAGCAGAACCAGACACCUGGUUCUUCGAGGAAGUGAACCAGUCGCAGGUCUUUCCCUUCAAGCAGCUACACUCGGCGCUACAGCAGAAUCCACUGAGAAGAGCGACAAAGACACGACAGGCAUUGGAAGCGGUCGUCAACGAUGGUGCUGUCGUGUUCAUGCAGAGCGAUAGCGACACCUACUACACCUCUGUCAAGUUCUGCAACCUCAACAGAGUAUACCAAGAUAUGCCUGUGGUUACUGCGUAUCUCAUGUUCAGGUUGGCAAGAUUUCUGUACUAUUGCUUGUAUGAGGUGAAAUGUAGUACAAGUGCUAUACAUCAUUCACAAGCUGAUUUGACACUUAAAAUUUAGAGUUUUAUACAAAUGUGUUAAUAUUGUCGUGGAUAUUUGAAUAUUACUUUCCAUCAAGUUACUGUAACAUUAUUGUAGAAAAGGCUGGCCCUUGGCUGCGUUGUUUAACCAGACGAUCGUCGAGAACAGAAUGCACAUCACUCGGAUUCUGAGGAAGUACAAGCAUCUUCUGGCAGAGAGUAGGGCCAUCUGUAGAGCACGGUCGCUGCACUCUCCUCUGAGUAUCUACCCCUACUUGGGCUUGUUGAUUAUUUGCACUGGCGCUAUUACAGUAUCCGUCUUUGUGCUUUUCCUCGAAAACUUUCUUUACAGAGCCAACAAGGUCGUUGAGACAAUGCCAUGA